AAGCUCAAAAAUCUGUGUGAACAACUUGAGUCCGUCAAACAAAACCAACAAUUUAUCAAUCCAUCAUCGUGUCUGCUGUGAAAGUGUGAAAAAUAAAUUUUCAUGAUUUGUUUUUAGUGCUAAAGUUAAUCUGAAAUAAACCAGAAAACCAACGAAAAAUAAGUGUAUGACAUCCGAUUUCUAUUGUUAUACGGGGUCCAUAUUGUGCUUUGCGGCCUUGAGCCCUCCCCCUGAAAUAAAUUAUCCAGUGAGGUGUUAAUAAUACAAUCCGAUCAAAUUUAACUCAUGCUAAUGGGAAUAACCUUCGCAAACCCACUCGGUGAAUCGGAGAAAAAAUAAAAGGAUACCUACCCUCGCUCAGGCAUUGGAUUUUUGUCCUCAUGGAUUUAACACCGUAUCGCACGUCAAGGAUACUCUGCUAUGCCAAAGUGGAAUAAAUGGCUCAACGUGGCAGUGUUGAAAGAUCAGUUGUGCAUAUGUAUGAAAUCAUGCCAUCGCGUGCUGCAACCCCUGUUUAGUCAUGUCCAAUAGAACUGGAUCAGUGGCUGGCAAUCGCAGAUCGCAGGGAGGUAUUGAAGAGCAUUCGUCUUAUACGCGUCAAAUAUUCACCGAAUGGCAGGAAGACGAUGUUGUUAACCGACGUACAAACAUUAAUAAUAAUAACUACAGCAGCAGCAGUGAUGACGAAUUCGUUAAUGAAAAUCUUGUCCAAUUGAUCUCCAAGAAUCAAAAACCAUCCCUCAUGAAACAGCACGAUCCAAACGAGAUUAAUGGGGGGGAUAUGUUGAACUUUGAAAACAUUUCUAACAUUCCGCAAUCUCCCGGACAUUACGCUAGAUCUACAUAUUUGGUGGAGUGCAAUAACAGUAGAUUCAAUACCCAGGAACGCAUGAAAAAUGUCGAUCACUCGAUGGCAUCUACGAGGGGUCUCAUGGCGUCCCACAGUACCUUGGGUAAAGGCUCCCGGACCCACCGCAACGGCAACAAUACGAUUAACCGAAGGCUGAUGCCCACCGGGCAACCAAUGUUAACUUCCUCCAGUAGCACGAUCUCAUCCGUCAGCAACAACAUCGAACGUGAUCGAGAUAGUAAAGAUUUGACCAUGCCGUCGAAUCGAAGAAUGCCCGAGGAACCCCGAUAUUAUGUUAUGGAAUCAGAUAUUCAACCACCUGAUCCUGCACCGCCCGAGGUACCUCAACGAGCACAUUCACUGUAUAGCACCAGUAAAAGCAGCAUGUCAAUUAGGAAAAAGUCGGACUAUGUACUCAAAAUCGAUAAAAACGGCGAUCAAACGCACGAAGAAUACAUUCCUUCCAGCCAGCAAGAGUGCUUGCGAUCAUCGAGUCCCAAUAAUAUUGGAUAUCAUUCGAGAUCUCCCACAUUUAACGAUUCCCAGCAGAGUAACAGCGAGCUUUAUUGUUACUGAUUAAUAGCAGAAUAAACUGAAAAUUUGAAAAUGUGAAAUACGG
Uranotaenia lowii is the source of this 1469-nucleotide messenger RNA. RefSeq lists its product as uncharacterized. Bases 521 to 1426 code for a protein of 301 amino acids. NCBI's taxonomy places the organism in Eukaryota, Metazoa, Arthropoda, Insecta, Diptera, Culicidae. The transcript has 8 exons. The record is from RefSeq and is a predicted model, not a curated record.